AUGGCACCCCAGAUUCACAGCAACCAAGAACAAAAAGAGCUGAACUCCGAACCUGAUAGUAACGUCAUCCGAUCCGCCAACCAUUGGGCAGGUGCCUUGCCAGCCCCUCAGGGCCUCUACGACCCCGACCAAGAGAAGGACUCGUGCGGUGUCGGAUUUGUCUGCCACAUCAAGGGCCAGCCGAACCAUAAGAUCGUCUCCGAUGCCCGCUCCCUACUAUGCAACAUGACCCAUCGUGGCGCCACUGGCGCAGAUGCCCGCGAUGGAGACGGUGCUGGGGUGAUGACCGGGAUCCCCCAUGCGUUCUUCCUCAGAGAGGCCUCGCUCCUUUCGAUCGAUCUCCCCGCCCAGGGUCGAUACGCGGUCGGAAACGUCUUUCUCAGACCCAACCCGAUCGAAGCUCUCAUCGAGCAUAAGGCUACCUUCGAGAGAAUCGCGCUCACACACAAGCUCAAGGUAUUGGGCUGGCGUGAAUUGCCCAGGAACAACUCGAUCCUCGGUCCAGCGGCCCUCAGCCGUGAACCCAUCAUCCUGCAGCCGUUUGUUGUGCCCGACUCUAACGAAUCCGACGCCUACUUUGAUGAAAAGGAGUUUGAACGUCAACUCUACGUCUUACGAAAGCAUGCUAGUCAUGCCAUCUCCCUCGCCGAUUGGUUUUACAUCUGCUCAUUAUCCAACAAGGUCAUCAUCUACAAGGGCCAACUUAGCCCCAGUCAAGUUUAUGAUUACUACUACGACCUCAACCAUGUCCUUUUCCAAUCUCAUUUCUGCUUGGUUCACUCUCGUUUUUCUACCAACACAUUCCCCUCUUGGGAUCGGGCCCAGCCGCUCAGAUGGGCCGCCCACAAUGGCGAAGUCAACACGGUCCGUGGUAACAAGAACUGGAUGAGGGCGCGAGAGGGCAACCUGUCAUCAGACAAGUUUGGCGAUCAAUUGGAAUCCCUCUAUCCCAUCAUUGAAGAGGGCGGAUCCGAUUCGGCUGCUUUUGACAACGUCCUCGAGUUGCUUGUUGUCAAUGGUGUCAUGAGUCUCCCGGAAGCCAUCAUGAUGCUCGUCCCCGAGGCCUGGCAAAACAAUCCCAACAUGGAUCCCGCCAAGAGUGCAUUUUACCAAUGGGCAGCCUGUGUCAUGGAACCUUGGGACGGCCCGGCCCUUUUCACCUUUUCCGACGGUCGCUACUGUGGUGCCAAUCUUGACCGCAACGGGUUACGUCCCUGUCGUUGGGUGACCACAGACGAAGAUCUGAUGAUCUGCGCCUCUGAAGUCGGAGCGAUCACCAUUGCGCCCGAGACGAUCACCCGCAAAGGACGUCUUCAACCUGGCAAAAUGCUCCUGGUCGAUACCCAAGAAGGCCGAAUUGUCGAUGACGCUGAGUUGAAGAUGGCCACCGCUCAUAAAAAGCCUUUCCGAGAGUGGAUCAACAACCAAAUGCUUCGUUUACCCGAUAUUCUAAAGCACAACAAAUCGAUCAGCUCGACUCUCCUGUCUGACACACUCGAUGCAACCCGAAUCUCGGAAGACCCUCGUCUUCUGGCCUUUGGAUACACGCUCGAACAACUUGACUUGUUGAUGAGACCCAUGGUCUCCGAUGGUAAGGAAGCUUUGGGAUCGAUGGGUAACGACGCACCCCUCGCCUGCUUGGCUACUCAGCCUCGCUUGAUCUACGAUUACUUUCGUCAACUCUUUGCCCAAGUAACUAAUCCACCCAUCGACCCCAUCAGAGAAUCAAUUGUGAUGUCACUGGAAUGUUAUGUUGGACCGGAAGGUAACUUGCUUGCCCUGGAUGAGAGCCAGGCUGGCAGGUUAGCCUUGCCCAGCCCCAUCCUAAGCGUUCAAGAAUUCCGAGCUCUUCAUGACCUGCACACCUUCAAUCCCGCUUGGUCAUCCCACACCAUUGACAUUACCUUUGAGAAGCGAAGCGGACUGGCCGGGUAUGUAGUCACGCUUGACCGAAUCUGUCAAGCUGCCAGCGCAGCUGUCCAAGCCGGUUGUCGGGUGCUUGCUCUCUCUGAUCGAGCGGUAAGUGCGGACCGUGUUGCAGUCUCGGCGCUUGCCGCCACGGGGGCCGUGCAUCACCACCUGAUCAAAAGCAAAGAACGAUCGAAGGUAGCCCUGUUAGUUGAGACCGGCGAGGCCCGAGAAGUUCACCAUCUGUGUGUCCUGUUGGGUUACGGUGCAGACGGCAUCUGUCCUUAUCUCGCCAUGGAAGCCAUCCUGAAACUCCGUCGUGAGGGAUUGGUCAAAGUGGACUUGACCGACGUUGAUCUCAUCGAAAACUUCCGCCAUGCCACCAACAAUGGGAUCCUCAAAGUCAUGAGUAAGAUGGGCAUUUCGACACUUCAAAGCUACAAGGGUGCCCAGAUCUUUGAAGCACUCGGUCUACAUCAAACGGUAGUCGAACGAUGCUUUGUUGGGACGGCCAGUCGGAUCCAAGGUACCACUUUUGAACUCCUUGCAUUGGAUGCUUUUGAGUUCCACGAACGCGGUUUCCCCUCUCGUCAAGUCGUCCAACCGCCCGGUCUGCCUGAAUCUGGUGAAUACCAUUGGCGUGAUGGAGGAGAAGCACACAUCAACGACCCCGUCUCAAUCGCCAACCUGCAAGACGCCGUCCGUUCGAAGAACCAGUCGGCCUACGAUGUCUAUAGCCAGAACGCGCAGAAGCAAGUACGUGCAGUUACUCUUCGUGGGUUGCUCGACUUCGACUACGAGAGUGCCCAAUCGAUCCCGUUGGAGCAAGUCGAGCCUUGGCACGAACUAGUCAAGCGUUUCUGCACGGGUGCCAUGUCCUACGGUUCUAUUUCUCAGGAAGCUCAUAGUGCUCUCGCAAUCGCGAUGAACCGGCUCGGCGGAAAGUCUAACACCGGUGAGGGUGGAGAAGACGCUUCUCGGUCUCUCAUCAUGCCCAAUGGAGACACCAUGCGGUCGGCUAUCAAGCAGGUCGCUUCGGGUCGGUUCGGUGUGACCUCCAACUAUUUGGCCGAUAGUGAUGAACUUCAAAUCAAAAUGGCCCAAGGUGCGAAGCCUGGUGAAGGAGGAGAAUUGCCUGGACACAAGGUUUCCGAAUCAAUUGCCAAGACCCGUCAUUCUACUGCUGGAGUUGGCUUGAUCUCACCGCCGCCGCAUCACGACAUCUAUUCGAUCGAAGAUCUGAAACAAUUGAUCUACGAUCUGAAAUGCGCCAAUCCGCGGGCACGAGUGUCGGUGAAGCUAGUGUCGGAAGUCGGAGUUGGUAUAGUUGCAUCUGGUGUCGCGAAAGCAAAAGCUGAUCAUAUUUUGAUCUCAGGUCAUGAUGGUGGUACGGGUGCAUCCAGAUGGACCGGCAUCAAGUAUGCCGGUCUCCCCUGGGAGCUCGGCCUAGCCGAGACCCACCAAACUUUGGUCUUGAACGAUCUCAGAGGCCGAGUGUGUCUGCAGACCGACGGCCAGAUCCGCACUGGUCGUGAUGUCGCCAUUGCUGCCCUCCUGGGAGCUGAAGAGUUUGGUUUUGCUACUACCCCUUUGAUCGCCAUGGGCUGUAUCAUGAUGAGACGUUGUCAUCAAAACACUUGCCCUGUCGGUGUUGCCACACAAGACCCCGUCUUGAGAGCCAAGUUCACCGGGCAGCCCGAGCACGUGAUCAACUUUUUUUACUACGUCGCUGAGGAGCUAAGGACCCACAUGGCCAAGCUUGGUUUCCGGACCCUCAACGAAAUGGUUGGCCGGACCGAUCUCCUCAAAGUGGACGAAACCCUACGAAACCCCAAAACAGUGAACAUCGACCUGAGUGCAGUUCUCAAACCUGCAUGGAAGAUGCGCCCUGGAGUAGCCACAUUCAAGACCAAGCAACAAGACCACAAGAUGUACACCCGUCUCGACAACAAAUUCAUCGACGAGGCCGAGCCGGCGAUCGCGAAAGGAUUGCCAGUUCGAAUUGAGGCUGACGUGAAGAACACCGAUCGUGCCCUUGGUACCUCCCUGGCCAACCGGGUCUCCAAAGCAUAUGGCGAACAGGGACUCGAACGGGACACGAUUCAUGUCGAUCUUCGAGGCUCAGCCGGUCAAUCUCUGGGAGCCUUCUUAGCUCCUGGUAUCACCCUUGAAUUAGAGGGCGACGCCAACGACUAUGUUGGAAAGGGUUUGUCGGGUGGUCGUCUGAUCGUCUACCCACCCCGAUCCUCUGUGUUCAAGGCCGAGGAGAACGUCAUUGUUGGGAAUGUUUGUCUCUACGGUGCCACCUCCGGCGAGGCCUUCUUCCGAGGGAUCGCCGCCGAACGAUUCGCGGUCAGAAACUCGGGUGCGAUUGCCGUCGUCGAAGGUGUGGGUGAUCACGGUUGUGAAUACAUGACUGGUGGCCGGGUCGUCGUUUUGGGUUCCACUGGCAGAAACUUCGCAGCCGGAAUGAGCGGCGGUAUCGCUUACGUCUUGGACAUGGCGCGUGACUUCAAGAGUAAAGUCAAUUCGGAAAUGGUUGAACUGGGCACGGUUAACGACCCUCACGAAAUCGCUGAGCUACGUGGAAUGAUCGAGGAUCAUCGUCAUUUCACAAAAUCGGAACAAGCCGUCCGCAUCCUCCGCAAAUUCAAUGAAUUCCUGCCUCGCUUUGUCCGGGUCAUGCCCUUGGACUACAAGGCUGUCCUCGAAGCUGGCUCCAAAGCGGCCAUCCAAUCCGACCCCCGCAAAAACAUGCCCGGCUUUGACAUCAAGGGCGAUGCGUUCAACCCGACGGAAGACAAGGCGAAGACCAAUGUCAACGACCAGGUCGAAAUCCCGUCGGCCACGCUCGGUCACUCCGAGCCUCCGGUGGUCGAUCUCGAGGAUGCGAUGGUGGAUGAGGAGAGUGCCAAGAAGAUUGUCGAGAAGCUCGACAAGACUAAAGGGUUCAUGAAAUACAAACGGCUCAACGAGAACUACAGGAACCCCAAGACUCGGACGAAGGAUUGGGCUGAACUCUCGACCCGGUUGACGGAGAGCCAGCUCAAGGUCCAAGCCGCUAGAUGCAUGGACUGCGGUGUCCCCUUCUGUCAGUCGGACACCGGCUGCCCUAUCUCCAACGUCAUCCCCAAAUGGAACGACCUCGUCUUUAAAGGCCAAUGGCUCGACGCUUUGAAUCGGCUCCUGAUGACUAAUAAUUUCCCCGAGUUCACCGGUAGGAUCUGUCCUGCACCUUGUGAAGGUGCCUGUGUCUUGGGAAUCAAUGAAGCUCCAGUUGGAAUCAAGAGCAUUGAAUGUGCCAUCAUUGACAAAGGGUUCGAGAUGGGAUGGAUAGUCCCUCGACCACCAUUGGAGCGAACGGGCAAGAAGGUAGCGAUCAUUGGGUCCGGCCCGGCCGGACUAGCGUGUGCAGACCAGCUCAACCGAGCCGGCCACACGGUCACCGUCUACGACCGCAACGAUCGUCACGGCGGGCUCCUCAUGUACGGGAUCCCUAACAUGAAACUUGACAAGAAGGUCGUCCAGAGACGGCUCGAUCUCAUGGCCGCUGAAGGCAUCGAAUUCGUUGCCAACGCCCACGUCGGUGUAUCUACUGACGUCAACGAGAUCCGCGCCAGCAAUCAUGCGCUCGUCGUCUCUACCGGAGCUACUUGGCCUCGUAACUUGAACUUACCCAACCGAAACCUGGAUGGAAUCCAUUUCGCGAUGGAAUUCUUGCAACUGAACACGAAAUCGCUGUUAGAUUCGGAGCUCAAUGACUCGAGCUACCUAUCAGCGAAGGGCAAGAAUGUGAUCGUGAUCGGUGGAGGAGACACUGGGAACGACUGUAUCGGGACCUCUCUGCGACACGGUGCCAAGUCGGUGACCAACUUCGAGCUCCUACCCCAGCCCCCUCAGAGCCGUGCUUCCGAUAACCCGUGGCCCCAAUGGCCUAAGGUCUUCAGAGUCGACUACGGUCACUCCGAGGUUCAGACCUUUUUUGGCAAAGAUCCGAGAGAAUACUGCAUCUCCACUAAAGAAUUUGUGUCCGAUGGUGAGGGCAAACUGAAAGGUUUGAAUACUGUCCGAGUGGAGUGGACUAAAGAUUCCAGAGGAGCAUGGAAGAUGAAAGAGGUCGCCGGCUCGGAAGAGUUCUACGAAUGUGAACUAUGUUUACUAGCUCUCGGCUUCUUGGGCCCGGAAGAAUCGAUGAUCAAGGCGCUGGGCUUGAAGCAAGAUCCGCGCUCGAACAUCGUCACCAACAUGGCCGAGAACGAGCGCCGCUUCCAGUACCAAACCAGCAUCGAUGGCGUCUUCGCUGCCGGUGAUUGUCGUCGUGGACAGAGCUUGGUCGUCUGGGGUAUCCAAGAAGGAAGAGCGGCCGCUGUCGACGUCGAUAACUUCUUGAGCGGCAAAAGCUCGAGCAAAUUGCCCUUAAAAGGGAGCAUCAAACACCGAGACUUUACCGUCGACUCCUUCGAUUCUACUGUCGUUGCUUAG
Molecule: messenger RNA, 6390 nt
Organism: Puccinia triticina
Lineage: Eukaryota; Fungi; Basidiomycota; Pucciniomycetes; Pucciniales; Pucciniaceae
Exons: 12
Coding region: 1-6390 (2129 amino acids)
Molecular function (GO): FMN binding; glutamate synthase (NADH) activity; iron ion binding
Source: RefSeq, a predicted model, not a curated record